Musca vetustissima is the source of this 3306-nucleotide messenger RNA. RefSeq lists its product as uncharacterized. The transcript has 3 exons. Lineage: Eukaryota; Metazoa; Arthropoda; Insecta; Diptera; Muscidae. The coding region runs from base 1 to 3306 and encodes 1101 amino acids. The record is from RefSeq and is a predicted model, not a curated record.
AUGAUGUCCUCAUCCGUAAAAGUUCUUGCCAGCAACAUCGAGGCUCAAGAAAAUGCAUCCGCCGCAUCAUCACAAAUUCCAUCACGCAAGAAGUAUCCAGCUCCUCCACGUCCCAGUAUUCAGGAAUUGAAGCAGAAAUAUGAAAGUCAAUCAACUACGAACGGAAUCGUAAACUCCUCCGCUUCGAAAAUCCUAAAACCCAAAUCACCGAAGAUGAGAAGCAAAUCGAUGGUCAAACAAAUGGCUUCGAUGUUUAAUAACAAAAUUUCCCAGAUUAUACGAAGAGAUACGGAAGUCACCUCUUCCUCCUCGACUACAUCGACGAAGAAGCCCACUGAAUCGUUACCCAAACCUUUGCCAAUGCCUCGCUUCCGCCACAAUAAGGAAAAGGCCCCUGUACCCAGUCCUCGCACCAAAUCAAAAUCGAGAUUGCAACGCAAACCCAGCUACUUUGUGGCUGAGGAUGCCUUUGCCCAUCUCAGUGUCAAGGAUAAGGCCAUGCUCUAUACACAAUUCGUUGAGGAUAUGUCGAAGAAAAAUCCACGUUUCGGCCGUCAUGCUGGGCUCAUUGAAGCCACAGUGAAAAAGGAAGUGGCACGCGGUGAAGUCAUCAAUGAAAGACAGGAAUCAGUUAAGCAGCUAAGGCAGCAAUUGGAGGCUAGAUGUUCGGCAGGACAAUCGUAUCAAAAGGAGAAAAUGAAGCCUAAAUUUAUAGCAACUACCCUGCGUCCUAGCCGCAAAUGCUCAGUGAAAGCCAUGGAAUUGGAAGACCUUAAAUCCGUUAGGAAUCAUCAACUACGCCGAGCCCGCUCACUUUCGCAUAGCAAAAUUGAUCAAUUGAUCGUGAAGAACGGAGUUCAGACUAAAGAGGAAGCCUCUAUUUCAUUUGCCACACCGAAGCAGAUACGUGCCAGCCGCUGCGAGGUAAUGACACCCCAACUCUGCCUAGCCAAUCGACAAUUGGAGACCUUAUUCUAUUCCUGGCUCAAGGAGAAACAUUCUCAGCACGAAGAGACUCAGCAAUCGAACACCUGUGAAAUGGAGGAUGAAAGGCAGAAGUCGGCCAUCGAUCGCUUGCUAGAAGAGGCCAUUGUGAAAUUGGAAAAUCCCAAGAAAAGGCCAGCACCUGCAGUACCUCAGCCUACCAAGGCCAUGGAAAAUUCGGAGGGAACCUCAUCUAGUCUUGGAAGUAGUUUAGUUUCCUCUGUGAGCAGCUCCUCGGCCAAACAAUCCUCCAGCGGUGAGGAAAGUGAAUCGGGAAUUUCUAAUCUAACUAAGAAUACCAGUGAUGAGGAACAAAAAGUGGCCGAGAAAAUGCCAAGCCCAGCAAUGAAAGAGACCGAUAGACCCGUCAAACCUUUGCGUAAAAAGAAAAUGCGCCGUACCCUGAGCUGGAAAAAGGAUAGCUGUUUGGUGGAAACCAAGCCGAUUUCCUCCACCGAUUCCGAGAAUGAAACCAAAAAUGAGCGACCAAUUGUACACAAAAGACCCAGUUGUCAGAUUACGAAGCAACAGCCUCAAUCGAGUGUUGCGAUUGAAACUCAACCCUCCCAGGAGGCCAGUUUUGGGGAAUUGGAUAAAUCCCUUAUGCGUGUGGUGAAUUCGCCACGUAAAAUCAAAUCCGCCUAUACCUUGACUGUGUUCUCCCCACCACCCUCAAGGAAUCAAAGCCUUUAUGAUAUGGAUUCGGAUUUACCAAAAUCUUCGGAAGUUCGCCCUGCAACUGAUUUGAGUUUUGAUCAAGGUUUUGAAACGGGAUCCAAUGAUUUGGAUAGUCCCAUCAAAGUGCAGCGCAAACCCAUCCUCAGGAGACAAUCUUCGAUUGAGCGUUCGCAAAAAAUUCCCGAAAACCCCAGCGGAUUUUCAACACCUAUCAAAAGGAAAACUCAAGAGGCCAACUUUAAUCAAUCGGCAGUGGGUCAGCAGCAGCUCUUCAGUCCCAUUUCCGUACCCAUGAAAAAUCGCCGACGUUCGAUUUAUGACAAUGAAUCCCGACGCAGUUCGAUUGCCAUGCAGGUCAUCAGGGAGGAUCAUCCCUUGGAGCAUCAUGAAAUGAAAUCGCCAAGGAAUCUUUGCAAUACCGAAGUUUUCUUUGCCAAUGCUCCGACUUUGGAUAUGACAAGCUGUGGAGAUCUGACCGGAAUCACCAGCCCUAAGUCUUCUCUGUUUUGGAUCAAGUCCAGUGACUUCAAUCUCUCCUUUGAUAUCCAUAAAAAUGAAAAGGAACGUCUGAAGUUGCUCCACGAAAUCUUCUCUCAACGCAGCUGUGACACCAAGGAAAUGCAUUUCGGCAUCGAUAAGCAAAGGUUUUCGGUGCAUAAUCAAACUCAGCAAGGUGAUGAGGAGGAAGCAUUGCGUCUUCCUCAAACCCCUGAAGUUUCUCAGUACUGGUUCUCCACAGGAGAUUUGGUGAUACCCUUCGCUGGGAAGCAAUUAUCCGAGGAGAAGAUACAAAAACUUUUCCAGGUCAUUAAAUCGACGGUCGAGGAAAAUGGUAUCCUCCGAUUCGGUGUGGAUGAUGUGGAAUUCUCCAAUGUCCCUGAAAAUUGGACUCAAUCGCCGAAAUUUUCCAUGGAAAGUAAUUACAGCAUGCUGGUGGGUCUACAAUCCGGCAACAGCAAUGGCCUGGAGGGACGUAGCAAAUAUGCUUGGCCAAAUACCAAACCAGUACCGGUCAGUGAUCUUGAUCAAUCGGAUUAUGAAGAAGAUCAGGAGGUCUUUGCGGAAAAUGAUUCCUACUCUCCGUUCUCCGGCAUCACGGCAGACAACAAACAUUUCGAUUUGGCCUGUUUGGAUAAUGGUGUCGAAGAAGAGGAGAUUCUUGACCUGCCAAGAAGCGAUGAAGCCCUACUAAUGUCUGAGGAAUCAUUUUGCCUGGCCUAUGAAAAUGAACCCUUGGAUCAGUUGUUCGAACACAAAAUUGCCGAGGAGACUCAACAUCCCAAAGAAUCGUCACUAAAUGACAGCAAAUUACCAGAAAUCCUCACCACCCUGCAGGGUCAUCAAGAACUCCUUACUUCGGUACAAGAACGCAUGUCAGGUUAUCAGAAUCCCUUGAAUCUCUCAUGUGAUUCUUUGGAGGAAUUGAAAGGUACACCGGAAUAUUUGGCAAAAAUCAAAUCCAUUGUUUCGGAUAUCAGUCGCAUUGGCAGUCGGAACGGCUUCAAGGAUUGUUCGUUGGAGGAUUUGGAACGUUAUAUGUUCUUCUUGAGCCGUUAUGCUGAUAUUUGCCUCAAUAGCUGCAGCAGUCAAAUGGAUAAAAUCCUCGAUGCCAUGAUGGAACGUAGCAGGACCGUGGAGAUGUAA